Sinocyclocheilus rhinocerous is the source of this 3118-nucleotide messenger RNA. RefSeq names its product general transcription factor 3C polypeptide 1-like. Gene Ontology annotation, molecular function: DNA binding. The record is from RefSeq and is a predicted model, not a curated record. NCBI's taxonomy places the organism in Eukaryota, Metazoa, Chordata, Actinopteri, Cypriniformes, Cyprinidae. The transcript is spliced from 11 exons. Gene Ontology annotation, biological process: transcription initiation at RNA polymerase III promoter; 5S class rRNA transcription by RNA polymerase III. Gene Ontology annotation, cellular component: transcription factor TFIIIC complex. Bases 196 to 2124 code for a protein of 642 amino acids.
ACUCUUAUUCUCUGUGGACGUCUUUCAGUCUAAGUGUGUGUGUGUGUGUGUGUGUGUUUUCUCAGGUUUAAAGUGUUCGCUAUCGCAGACGGAUCAACUGAACGCACUAAAGACAUCAUCAAGAGGAAGGAGGACAUUCAUGUUCUGGUGCUGUUUAAUUUGAUUCAGAGCACACUAGUGCUCACCAACGCCCAGAUGAAGAACUACAGGCCCUUCCAGACGUUCUGUCUCUACACGCGCUACAGGGAGGAGGUUUUGUCUCAGGCCUUCCAGACGUGUCGUAAUCGUGCGCUAGUGAACCGCCGGCGGCCCACGUCCAUCUACGGCCUGAAGAAGUGCCACGCGCUGCCUUUCCUGCCCAUGUCCUACCAGCUCUCACAGCACUACUACAAGUUCUUCACGUGGCGUUUCCCCAGCACCAUCUAUAACGAGGCGUUCGAUCUGCUGACGGGUUUGUGCGAGGCCGGCGGCAGCGACAGACCCAACAGCUUCUCCUUCCAGAAGGAGCCUGAGACAUCGGGAGUGCAGCCGGAGACGGACGAGGACGAGACGCAGGGCAUGCUGCAGUUCCCCAUGGACGCUCCGGGGGGCGCCAGCGCCUGCUGCCUGACCCUCAUGACCCUGGGGCUGCUGUCUGUGGACAUCAGCAUCCCGCAGCAGAUCGUGGUGGUGGACAGCACGCUGAUGGACAGCGACGUGGUCAAGAGCCUCACUAAAGCGCUGGAGGAGGAAGAAGAGGAGGAGGAUGACGAGAGGAAGAGGAGGCUGGAGGUCAAACCCACUCAGGCGUCGCACACUAAUUACCUGCUGAUGAGGGGAUAUUACACACCUGGAGUCCUGCGCUCACAGACACACAACUCCAACAGCACCGACAGCAUCAUGGUCAACACCUGCAACGUCCACCUGCAGCUGAGACAGACGCCCACACACACACUCUUCAGCAGCAGCGCUGCUGCUGUCUCAGCUCUGUCUCCAUCCGCUCCUCCGUCUCUCCCGCUGUUCUUCACGCAUGUGUAUCGCUCGGCUCCCGUCGGUCUGCAGGUGUUUCUGGACCGCUGUGUGAGCGUGCUGGGAUACGGAGCGCAGGAUGUGCAGGCGGUGACGGAGAUCAGGCGUGCCGUGGAGGAGGAGGCGGAGUUUGGUGUUGACAGACAGGACCUCUGCGAGCGCUUCAUACACCUGGACCAGCCCGAGGAUGGGCGGAGCAGAACACUCCUGCAGUACAUACAGGAUCUGGUGGACGGGGAGCAGCUGGUGGAGGCGGGCGCUCUCUCUCAGAGGCUGGUGUGUGCGGAGGCCGCGUCUCAUUGGCUGUUACAGAGCAGGUGUGGGAGUGUGCAGAUGCAGCAGGUGUUCCCAAUGAGAAGCCCCGCCCAUGACACCCCCCCACAUACUAGAAGACAGACCGUGGAAUCAGAAUUACAGGAGACAGUCGCUGCGGAUCCCAUCUCCACAGACACAGCUGUCAAUCAGACUGUCGCCAGGGAAUCCGUCUCUACGGACACAGCUGUCAAUCAGACCAUCUCCACAGACACAGCUGAGAGUCAGCCUGUUUCCAUGGAGAUUGAUCCUGAGGAGGCGGUCCAUAAAGAUAACGGAGGCUCAGAACAGCAUAUGUCAGAUGACAAAGGGGUGGGGCUUAACACAGACCCUGCCCCCUCUCAGAUGAAAGACGGAGCUGAAGGAGCUGCUGAUCGGGACACACACGGGUCGGUGUGGUUCGUCAGCCGGCCGUGGCGUGUGGUGGACGGCUCGCUGAAUCGGCCCGUGUGUAAAGGCAUGCUGGAGUCUCUGCUGCUGCACAUCAUGUCCAGCCCGGCGCUGCUCGAGUCCCAGCUGCUGCAGCACUACAGUCAGGUGCUGCAGCCCGUGGUGGUGCUGGACCUGCUGCAGGUCCUGGUGGAUGUGGGCUGCGUGAGGAAGCGCUACACCGUCCAGCAGCACAAACCGUCACUCUUCUCCAAGCCCAGGGCGCCGCAGGUCAAAGGUCAGGCGGAGGUCAGUCUGAGGGAUGCUGGGACGGUGUUUUACGAGCCGACGGUGGACUGCGUGCUCAGACUGGCGCGGGUCUUUCCUCACGAGCUCAACUGGAACAAAUGGGUGCAGCUGUGUCUGCGCGCGUGAUGCUAAUUGUUUUAAUAUCAUCUGCUUCUGUUCAUAAAUCACAAUAAAGACACAAGUCCAUGAUGUACCAUUUCAGUUAAACAUGUUUCUGGAGCAGCCAGCUGUUUUUUAUUUUUUGUUUUGAUGAAAUGAACAAUGAGAAAAUGCUGAAUAUUACAGAGGAAGAGGAUCUGAAGCAGCUCUAAACAGAGAGGAUUUACAAUUCUGUGUGAAGGUCUGCCACUGGGAAAUGGCUUUAUUUUGGACAUUUUUGGAGAUUAAUCACGCCACAUUAGUUUAAAAGGCUAAUUUACUUUUAAACUUGUAUGUUUCAUCCUUACUAAUAAAUAGCGAGCAAGAGCUUGUGUUGUACAGUGAAAAUGUAACUCGUGUCAAUUGUGACACAUCAGAUACAUUUCUGCAGACUUCAAUCUCUUAAAUCAAAUUUAUUGUAAUUUCCACAGAUGUUCAUAUCAUUUCUUCUGGUCUUAUCGUCUCAAAGCAAAACCCCUAAACAUGAUUCUUCUUCAGUCACUCGUGAUGUGGUGUUGUGGCUCACUGUCGCGGCGUCAGCUUGAGUAUGACGGGCUCUUUGGGAGCCAGCAGGCCGUUAAAGCUGAGCUCUAGAGGAAUCUGUAGAGAGAGACGUCACACUGUUUCACUGCAGCGUUACACAAACACAUGAUGCUAAUGUUUACAGGGUUUCUGCAGGUCUGAGAAAGACUUCAUUCACACUUCCACAAAUGAUUAAAGCCUAAAAAGCUCUUAAAUCAGAGCAGAACGUCUUCAGUUCAUGCAGUCGUGGCAUUAAAUGUUGCAUGCACUGCAAAAAAAUGAAUAUCUUCCUCUGUGUUUUUGUCUUCCAGUACAAAUACCUUAACAUCCAUUAAUCAAGAUACAUUGGAGAUGUGAAUGCAGAACAAAGCCUGGACAAGUUUAAAGUUGUAUUUAUUCUUAAAACAAGAACAAAUAUCUGGCAGCUGGAAAUGAACAGAGAUAUUCAAGCCUUAAGCUC